CUGCCUACCUUGCUGGAUGUCCAAGGAGAGGCAAGGUGGCAAAAUUUGGGUUCCCUUUUGCCCCUAUUUCCCCCUUUUCAGUUAAAGAAAAGUCCAACAACAUUCAGGAAGGUCUCAUCUCUCAUGCAUAACUAAUCUUGUAACCUUCUGCACUGACCACUUUGCCCCUUGCUGCACAACACGGGGGCCUUCUUCCUCUGAUGCACAUGCUGACAUCUGUUUGCUUCUAGACAUCCUCCAAGAAUCAGUUUCUCUUUUCGCCUUUCCAUAAAUACGUCCACAUCAUUGGUUCUGAUCCUUUGUCAUCUGCAACUGCAAGAUAUAGCAGAGCUGCAGAGGGCACUGCCAGGAGCACCGAUGGAUCAGGGGAUGGAGCUGAGGGGAUGCGUUUGUCGGAUCAAGAGCUCGGCACUUGAGCUUCUGUCCAUGGAGGAGGAUCUGACGACUGAUCUGGAUGAUGACCUGUGGGAUUUGGUCAGGAGGGAUCUCCAGCUAAAGGCCACCUUCCUGUACAUUGACCUGAACCGUGUGAUUGCCUGCAACGAGUGCGAGGAGCGCAGGGAGGAGAUCACCCUUCUCGCCAACGAUUUCUUCUACUUCAUGGAUGAGGUCAACAAAAGCCAGCCAGAUCAUCCAGAUAUAAACGAAUUACAAACUGCAGAUCAAUGCUUGUGCACCAUUAAUCAAGGUCUUCUGGUUCUUGACUUUUGACUAGCAUUCGCCAAUAAACUGAAGUUGGAGCAUAAUUUAAGUCUAGGGAGUAGAAUUAAUGCUCCUAUGCCUUACUGGGUAAUUAGUCAUGGUCAAACUUGGAAAGCUCAAAGGGCCCUUGUGUAGACAACACAAUAAACUAGUUGACUUUGUGGGUGCGUUUGAUGAUUUGAUUUGACACCCUUUGUGACAAUGGGUCACCUUUCAAUAAAACCAGGUGGGAAAAUCCCCCCGUUGUUUGCUCAAAAAAAAAUGAUUUGAUUUGACGCUGAAACUGCUCUUGGAUAAAU
Messenger RNA from Sorghum bicolor (sorghum), 1001 nucleotides. Its product is annotated as oxygen-evolving enhancer protein 3-2, chloroplastic. The transcript is spliced from 2 exons. Gene Ontology annotation, molecular function: calcium ion binding. Gene Ontology annotation, cellular component: photosystem II oxygen evolving complex; extrinsic component of membrane; chloroplast. Bases 358 to 711 code for a protein of 117 amino acids. Lineage: Eukaryota; Viridiplantae; Streptophyta; Magnoliopsida; Poales; Poaceae. Gene Ontology annotation, biological process: photosynthesis; photosynthetic electron transport chain. The record is from RefSeq and is a predicted model, not a curated record.